Rhodotorula toruloides NP11 is the source of this 4047-nucleotide messenger RNA. Its product is annotated as SH3 domain protein. NCBI's taxonomy places the organism in Eukaryota, Fungi, Basidiomycota, Microbotryomycetes, Sporidiobolales, Sporidiobolaceae. Bases 1 to 4047 code for a protein of 1348 amino acids. Gene Ontology annotation, molecular function: protein binding. The record is from RefSeq and is a predicted model, not a curated record. The transcript has 3 exons.
AUGCCACCGACCUAUCCCUACCGCGCCACCGCGCUGAUGAAGUACAAGUCGGCGCCAGGCGGACCGGCUUUCUCCUUUGGCGCGGGCGACGAGUUGAGGGUUCUUGCGGCGGCUGAUGAGGAGGGGGAUUGGCUGGAGGGGGAGAAUGCGAGGGGCGCGAAGGGAGUGUUCCCGAGCAGUUUCGUCAGGGAGCUUGAGGAGCAGGAGGAAGGGCGAGGGGACAGUGCGUCGGUUGAGGCGGUUGGGACGGCGCAGAACGAGGAGGCGGAGCAGAAGGCGAGGGAGACGGUUGAGGCGACGCCGAAGGACGACACGAACGUCGUCGAGGGGAGCGAGUCGACGCCGGCGGACGAACCUGCUCUCGCCGCGGAACCUACCUCUCCUCCCGCUCCGCCCAAGGUCGACGCUCCCCCCGAGACGAUCACCUCGCCCACUGUCGCCGACGUGACGCCCUCCGCGACCGUUGCAGCCGAAGCGCCAGCCAAAUCCGCGUCUCCUCCGCCUCCUGCGAAGAAGCCGAACGCCCUCGCCUCGCGAAUCGCCGCGUUCAAUGCCGCCGCGCAGCAACAAGCUCCUCCUCCCGUUGCGCCGAAGCCAAAGCCUCGUCAAUGGGCUCGACCAGCCGCACCGGCCGCUGCACCUCCGCCUCCCGCCGCGCCUUCCUCCGACGCUCCUCCCGCUCCAGCUCCUCCCGCCGCUCCCUCCGACCUUGCAUCCGCCGCUUCCGCGACCGACGAGACGCAACCGCAAGCGCAGCGCGACUUCUCAGCGGAAGACGCACAAGAGUCGAUCUCGCGCGGUGGAGGCUCGCUUCGGGACCGUAUCAAGGCCCUUCAAGGCGGACUCAAGAUGGAGCAGCCUCCUGCGCCGGGUCGGGCGCCGCCUAAGCCUUGGCGCAAGCCUAGUGCUGAGCCGGACGCAGCGGAGGAAGCGAAGGAGGAGGGGAAGAAGACGCAGCAGGACGAGGCGGAGGUCUUGCAGGAUGCGGUCGUCAAGGAUGAGAGGCCGAGGGAAGACGAGACGAAUGCGCAGAGUCCGGGCGCGGAAGUGCCGGGCUUCGAUCCUGCCGAGGGCGAGAGUCCGUUCGUGCCAGGCAGCAUCGCAGGCGACGACGAGCAGGAGGCCAAUUCGCAGGACGCGAUCGAGCCAGCUUCGAGCUCGAGCAACGCCGCCAAGCAGGAAUCAGCUGCUGCGAGUGUUGCCGCGCCCGCCAUCGUCGAGGAAAAGGAGCAAGACUCGACUGUUUCUUCCGUCGCCGUCCCCAUCGAGCCCGAGGAGGUCAAGCCGGUCCAGGACGAGUCAGCCGCACUUGGGGACGAAGACGACGAGGAGUCGAAGCGCGCCAGCCUCGCUGCUCGGAUGGCCAACCUCGGCGGCCAACGAAUGGGUCUCCCGAUGCCGGCGCUUCCGAAGCGAGCUGCUGGACCUCGAGCGAGGAAGGCCAAGGCGGCUGUCUCGCCUGCCGCGGUCGAGGUCGAGGAGAAGGCGCUGGGCGAAAAGGAUAAGCCGGUGGAGGAGGCAGCUUCGACCGACGAACCUGUCGCUCCCGCUGGAACGGACGACGCCGAAGCUUCGGUUGUUCAGCCGUCGCCGGAGGAGCAGAAGGAGCAGGAGGGCGAUGUUCUGGCCUCGAUGGGCGGCGCGAACGCUCUCCUCGCGCAGGAUGACGAAGACGAGGAGACAACCGCGAAGGCUCCGAUUGACGACGACGACUUCGACUCGCCUGCUCCUCCCGCUCCGCCGCAGCGGACCAUCCCCCCUUCCACCGACGAGUCUGAGCCUGCCGUCGAGGGCGACGAACCGUCUGCUCGCGCUCCCCCUCCUCCGCCUCUUUCGUCUCGCCCGCCCCUCCCGCCCUCUUUCGCUCGCGAGGAGGCAGACGAAUCGACCGGCGACCUUCCCGACUCUGGCGCCACCGCUCGCUCGCCUCCGCCUCCGAGUCGCCCGCUCGACCCGCCUGCCUCCUCGUCUGGCGCCGAGCCGAUCGCCGACGAACCUCAGCCGACUGCUCACGAAGCUGAGCGCGACCAGGCCGACGACGCACACAUGUCGCCGCCGCCUCUCCCCAAGGGUCGUCCGCCUGUCCCGCCCGCUUUUGUGCGCCAGGGGACCGAGCAACCCGCGGCCGCCGAGCAGGACAAGGAGGAGGAGGAAACGGCUUCGAAAGACGCAGAAGAGCCUCAGCACCCGCCUCUCCCGACGCAUCCUGCUCCGCUUGGCGAAAAGCGCGUCACGACCGCCGCCGAAGACGCCUUCAUCGCGCAAAUGCCCGAGAUCGUCACCCCUCCCGAAGAAGCCGCGGACGAGUCCACCGCUGCGCCGUCGCUCAACGCUCCUACGACUGAGACGAUUGCGCAGGGAAGGAUUGAGGAUGGUCAUGAGCCGGCUGACAUGGGCCAGCCGGCUUGGGGGAAGGUUGAGGGGACCGAGACGCCGGCUGUUGAGCUGAGUCCGCCUGCGCUCGCGCCGAAGAUGAUGUCGAAGGAGGACACGAACGCUGCGCCUGCUGAGCCGAAGCAGGAAGAGGAGGAUGAGGAAGAGGAGGAAGACCCUGAGAUCGCUCGUCGUCGUGCGCUUGCGGCGAGGAUGGCCAAGCUCGGCGGGCGAGGACCCUUGAUGGGCGGCCCGAUGCUGGGUUUCGGUGGACUCCCGCCGAAGAAGCCGGCGAAGAAGAAGCCGACGUCGGAGCUGGCGGAGCAGGGAGACUUGAACGCUGCUGGAGGACCGAAGCCGGACCAGCCCGCACCCCGCGACGAGGAAGAAUCAGCUCCCGCACCUCCUCCCCGUCGUCCAGGCGGCAUCCCCGCCGGUGGCUUCGCGCUCCCCGGCAUCGCACCUCUCCGUCUUCCACCCCAACACGAGCCCGAGGAGCAACCUUCACAGACGGAAGAAGAGUCUGAGCCGCUCCCGACGUCGGGCAAGACGCUCGCUGAGAAGUCGGCUGCUGCGACGGAUGAGGUUUUCGCGCGGAAGGACGAGGAGAGGGAGAAAAUGGAGGAUGCAGGGGUUGCGCCGCAGGAUGAGGAGGACGCGCAGGAGGAGCAGGUCGUCGAGCAGGUGGAGGUGCCGCCGCCUCUUCCGCCCAGCCGGCCGUCGACUUUGCCGCCUCGUCGGUCGGUGCCGAUCCCGGCGGAGGAGGGGCAGCAGCAGGGGGACGAUGCGGCAGACGAUGAGCCUGAGCAGCCUGACGUCCUCGGCCAAUCGAGGCAGGUCGAAGAGCCUGAAGCGUAUGGCGAGGAACUGCAGGCUGAGGAGGCUGAAGAGGAGUUGCCGCCUCCGCCACCUCCUCCUCGUCCCGCAGGCGGCCACCAGUCUUCCCUGCCCCUCUCGCCUCCCAUGCCGCCUACUCGCGCCAUCCCCUCCUCUCCGCCAACUCAUCCAGCCCCGAACCCGACAUUCUUCCAGCAAGACGACGCCGAGCUCGCUCGCACCGCUACGCAGUCCUCGCGGAAGUCGUCGAUCAACCCGCCUGGCUCGUCAGUUGACGUUCCGUUCGAGCCUUUGCGUACGGCCUCGACAUCGUCCUCGCAAGCGCAGUACCCUCCGUCCUCGAAGCCCAACCUCGACGACCUCCUCCAAUGGUCCGCCUCGCUCGGUGCGCAAGUGUUCGCCGCCGCACACACCAAGAUGAGCGACAAGCAGGCGCGCGGACUCUCGGAUGCCGACUUGAUCCAUUUCUGCUUCAGUCGCGCGACGGAUCCGCUCCCGCCUGCUGGUUCGACGUACGGCGUCAAGACUUACGAGGCGACGGUCGAGCAGGGGAAGAAGGUGCCCUCGGUGCGCGAGGAGGACGAGCCGCGAGCGGGAGACGUCGUCACCAUCGCAGCCAAGUUCAAGCACAACCUGUCGAGCAAGACGGUCGGUUCUUCUCCCGAGGCGCCUCACGUCGCGAUUGUCGCGGGCUGGGACGCCAAGAAGGGCAAGCUCAAGGUUGUCGAGGUCGAGGGAAGGAACGGGACGGUCGACGAGGGCAGCUACCGCAUCGACGAGAUGCGUGCGGGCCAGGUCGUCGUCUACCGCGUCGCGCCGAAGGAUUUCUUCGAGUGA